CUUUUGCUUUUUUGAACCUUGUUAACGAUAUAGAGUAGAGUCUCCGUACUCUCAUUUUGCAUAUGAGAGAGUGCUACAAAGGUAGGUGCUGAGUUGGGUAAUUAGAGGUGAAGUGUUUUUGGUCUACUCCGUAUACAUCAAAGAUACGGAGCCCGACACUAUUCUUUCCCAACGCCUGUCAUUUGUUCUGUCAUCCGGCACUUUCUUCGGGAAGUGAAUACCAACUGUCCUGGUCUGAGAAAAAUCGUGCUCAACAAUGCUGGAGUGGAGUUUGGUCAAAAGGAAUUUAUUGAUAUUCUCGGCUGCCACUUAUGCCUUCGAAUCGUCGAGAUUGGUCUUCUUAUGUGUACCGACAAGAAUAGCCUACUCUAUAUUCGAGAGGGCGAUUUCCGCCAGUUGUCAAUCAUCAAAGACCGCAUUGCUUUUAGAAAUCUUGCCCAUGGUGUCCAUGAAGCUGGAUCAAUCAUGCGUUUCGCUGGCUGCCGAUGCUUUCCACCAUGUCUCGGAACUCGACUUGGACGCAGUUGGUUCACGACCUGACAUCUUUCGUUGGAUCAGCAAGAUGAGCCUUCUCCAGAUCAUCGAUAUGACUUUUAAGGUAGACAUGAGUCUUCAUCAGCAUGAUAUGAAACAGCUGUAGUUCCCGAGGCUGACAUCAUUAGUCCUCGGAGACCGACUGAGCGGAAGGGUGACACAGGGCCCCCCAGGACAAAGCUUCCUUCAAUCUUCUUUUCAGACUUGUACCAACGCUGUGGA
Molecule: messenger RNA, 756 nt
Organism: Aureobasidium pullulans EXF-150
Lineage: Eukaryota; Fungi; Ascomycota; Dothideomycetes; Dothideales; Saccotheciaceae
Exons: 1
Coding region: 257-640 (127 amino acids)
Source: RefSeq, a predicted model, not a curated record